This is a messenger RNA of Cydia fagiglandana, 1203 nucleotides long. RefSeq names its product acetylcholine receptor subunit alpha-like (gene nAChRa3). Gene Ontology annotation, cellular component: postsynaptic membrane; neuron projection; synapse. Gene Ontology annotation, molecular function: transmembrane signaling receptor activity; acetylcholine-gated monoatomic cation-selective channel activity. The record is from RefSeq and is a predicted model, not a curated record. The coding region runs from base 229 to 1203 and encodes 324 amino acids. The transcript has 8 exons. NCBI's taxonomy places the organism in Eukaryota, Metazoa, Arthropoda, Insecta, Lepidoptera, Tortricidae. Gene Ontology annotation, biological process: monoatomic ion transmembrane transport; nervous system process; chemical synaptic transmission.
CGGGCGGCAGUCCUCGGCGCGCCUUCACUGCUCGCGCGCGUACCAUGCCGUUGUGACCCGCGUCUGCCCGACUCGACCGCGACACCACCACGACUCUGUGCCCCGUCAGCAACUAGUGACCAUUCUAAAGUGAUCGCACCAUGAAUUGAAGCUUUGGAAUUGCAGGCAAGGACGUCCCACGGGCUCGCGGCGUGCGCGGCGAUGCGCUGACGCCAUGCGCGCGCCGCCAUGCGCCCCCGCGCCCCCCGCGCCGCGCCCGCCUGCCCCCUGCUGCUGCUGGCGCUGCUGCUGGCCGGUGAGUGCUGCGCCGGCAACCCCGAUGCCAAGCGGCUCUACGACGACCUGCUCAGCAACUACAACAAGCUGGUGCGGCCCGUGCUCAACGUGAGCGACGCGCUCGCCGUGCGCAUCAAGCUCAAGCUCAGCCAGCUUAUCGACGUGAAUCUCAAAAACCAAAUCAUGACAACUAACCUUUGGGUGGAGCAGAGCUGGUACGACUACAAGCUGUCUUGGGAGCCGCGCGAGUACGGCGGCGUGGAGAUGCUGCACGUGCCCUCCGACCACAUCUGGCGGCCCGACAUCGUGCUCUACAACAACGCCGACGGGAACUUCGAGGUGACGCUGGCGACGAAGGCGACGCUGAACUACACGGGCCGCGUGGAGUGGCGCCCGCCCGCCAUCUACAAGUCCUCCUGCGAGAUCGACGUCGAGUACUUCCCCUUCGACCAGCAGACCUGCGUCAUGAAGUUCGGCUCCUGGACUUACGACGGCUUCCAGGUGGACCUGCGGCACAUCGACGAGGCGCGCGGCACCAACGUGGUGGAGCUCGGCGUCGACCUGUCCGAGUUCUACACCUCAGUAGAGUGGGACAUACUGGAGGUGCCGGCCGUCAGGAACGAGAAGUUCUACACGUGCUGCGACGAGCCCUACCUGGACAUCACGUUCAACAUCACGAUGCGGCGCAAGACGCUGUUCUACACCGUGAACCUGAUCAUCCCGUGCAUGGGAAUCUCCUUCCUAACCGUGCUGGUGUUCUACCUGCCCUCGGACAGCGGCGAGAAGGUGUCGCUGUCCAUCUCCAUCCUGCUCUCGCUGACCGUGUUCUUCUUGCUACUGGCCGAGAUUAUUCCUCCGACGUCGCUCGUGGUGCCGCUGCUGGGCAAGUUCGUGCUCUUCACCAUGAUAUUGGAUACGUUCAGGUGA